AUGUCUCCUGUUCAUCGGCUCGACCAAAUCAGCAAACACAUCUCGCCCAAGAUGGUAGAGCAAACUCUUUCCAAUAAGGUCGCUAUCGUCAGCGGCUCGUCGUCGGGGAUUGGUGCCGCCAUUGUGCGGGAACUCUCUGCUCGUGGAGCGAGCACAGUUGUCAAUUAUCCAUUCCCCGGUUUAAAAGCUGAAGCAGAUGCCCUGGUGGCUUCUUUGCCAUCGCCCUCGGUCGCUGUCGAAGCAGAUAUGGGCUCAGUGUCUGCUCCACAAGCGCUGGUCGAUGCUGCUGUAUCGAACUGGGGUCGAGUCGAUAUCGUGAUCAAUUGUGUCGCACUAGCAGUGAACAAACCAUUUGAAGAGCAAACUCUUGAUGACUGGGACAGGCUGGUCAAUAUCAAUGGACGCGGGACGUUCUUAUUGACUCAGGCCAGCUUGAAGCACCUCACGAAGAACACGGGGAGAAUUGUCAAUAUUGUGAGCAUUUCGGCACGAGGGCCGCCGCCCAAUCAAACCAUCUAUGCGGGUACCAAGGGGAUGGUUGACUCAUUUACUAAGUGCUGGGCCAAGGAGCUUCCACCCAAGUAUGGCUGUACCGUCAACGCGGUCAGUCCGGGCCCGACCAAGACCGAAGGCUUCGCAGCAGCAGGCGAGGAGCAGAUGAAGAUUCUGCAGCCCAUCAUCGAUCAGACACCGGUUGCUCCUCGUAUGGCUGAGCCGGAUGAGAUUGCGUAUGCCGUAGGGUUUCUUUGCGAAGAGAGGUCGAGGUGGAUUAAUGGGGCACAUAUUGUUGCAUCUGGGGGACUUUUUAUUGAUUAG
Aspergillus niger is the source of this 816-nucleotide messenger RNA. RefSeq lists its product as uncharacterized. The transcript has 2 exons. Lineage: Eukaryota; Fungi; Ascomycota; Eurotiomycetes; Eurotiales; Aspergillaceae. The record is from RefSeq and is a predicted model, not a curated record. The coding region runs from base 1 to 816 and encodes 271 amino acids.